Saccostrea cuccullata (small rock oyster) is the source of this 603-nucleotide messenger RNA. RefSeq lists its product as uncharacterized. The coding region runs from base 1 to 603 and encodes 200 amino acids. The transcript is spliced from 2 exons. Gene Ontology annotation, molecular function: DNA binding. Gene Ontology annotation, biological process: DNA recombination; DNA integration. NCBI's taxonomy places the organism in Eukaryota, Metazoa, Mollusca, Bivalvia, Ostreida, Ostreidae. The record is from RefSeq and is a predicted model, not a curated record.
AUGUGGUUGGCCGAUGGCCGUAUGUGGUUGGCCGAUGGCCUUGUAUGGUUGGCCGAUGGCCAUGUAUGGGCGGCCGAUGGCCUAGUGUGUCUGCAUGGCCGAUGGCCUAAUGGUAACCAGGACAACAUGUUAUCUUUAACAGACAUUACGAUGGAUUCUCAUGAAAACAAAGUGAAUGCUUUUACCUUAGUGCUAAAGAGCUCAAAAACAGAUCCUUUUCGUCAAGGAAUUAGUAUCAGGAUCUUCAAAUCUGGUAAUGUCGUUUGCCCCGUCAACUCAAUGGUGGAAUAUCUCAAGAUUCGCAAAACCUGGACUAAUGGCAGAGAAUCCCCUGCACUUUUCAUUGAAGAAUGCGGAACUCCACUAACGAGAAACUCCUUCGUCAGUAAACUUAAACAAUUACUUCACUCGCUAGGAUACAAGGAUGAAAAGUACAAUGGGCAUUCCUUCAGAAUUGGGGCAGCAACAUCCGCAGCAUCCGGUAACGUGGAGGAUCACAUGAUUAAAGCUUUGGGACGAUGGAGGUCUGACUGCUACAACCGAUACAUUCGUACUGACGACGACACAUUGUCCCGUGCUCAACAGGCAAUGUGCAACAAGUGA